AAGGUUGUCUUUGAUUGUGGUGCAACUUUUCGUGGCACAUCUUUAAAUUCUGAACUCUUGCAAGGUCCAGAUCUGACAAACUCUCUUUUUGGUGUUCUUACGAGAUUCCGACAAGAGCCUGUUGCAGUGAUGACAGAUAUUCAGACAAUGUUUCAUCAGGUCAGAGUGUCAAAAUCUGAUGUUGACUUCUUAAGAUUUCUGUGGUGGCCUAGUAAUGAUGUCAGUAAGCCUCCAGUUGAGCACCGCAUGUUGGUGCACCUUUUUGGAGCGGUAUCGUCUCCAAGUUGUGCAAACUUUGCAUUAAGGCAGACAGCUAGAGACAACAAGAGCAUGUUUCAUCCCAAGGUAAUAAGCACUAUUGAGAACAAUUUUUAUGUUGAUGAUUGCUUGAAGUCCCUCCCAUCUGAACAGGAAGCAGUGGAGCUGGUCAAAGAGCUUACAUCUCUCUGUCAAAAAGGAGGAUUCCGUCUGACCAAAUGGAUGAGCAACAGCCGAACUGUACUUGCGCAUAUUCCAAAGGAGGACAGAGCCCAUGAGGUCAGGGAACUGGACCUAGACAGAGACAAACUGUCAAUAGAAAGAGCACUUGGAUUAUUAUGGAGUGUUGAGGAUGACAUGUUUAAGUUCAACAUCAUUGUGAAAGAUAAACCUCACACUCGAAGAAACAUGCUGUCCAUAGUGAGCUCAAUCUAUGACCCACUUGGUUUCUUGUGCCCUCUCACUCUACCUGUAAAGUUGCUUCUUCAGGAGCUCUGCAGGAGCAAACAUGACUGGGACAGCAGAAUACCUCAAGCUGCAUCUGACAAAUGGAGAAGAUGGAUCGAUCAUCUUGAUGUGUUGGAGAACUUCCAAGUGGCUCCUUGCGUGAAACCAUCUGGAUUUAGACCACUCAGACAAACUGAGCUACAUCACUUUUCCGAUGCCAGCGAUCAUGGGUACGGCACAGUAAGUUACCUCAGAUUGACUGCAGACAAUCAUAUGGUACAUGUAUCCUUCAUGCUUGGUAAAGCAAGAGUGGCUCCUCUAAAACAGAUGACCAUACCUCACAUGGAACUGGCAGCAGCAGUGCUGGUUGUUAAAGUUGACAAGAUGCUGAGAAAGGAGGUGGAGUUAAAGCUCAGUCAGUCAACCUUUUGGACCGACAGUCAAUCUGUUUUGAAGUACAUAGCAAAUGAGCAAACAAGAUUUCACACUUUUGUGGCCAACAGAAUCUCUCUCAUAAGGGACAACACAGAUGUAUCACAAUGGAGGUACAUCAGAACCAAACUGAAUCCAGCGGACAUGGCAUCAAGAGGUGUGAGUGCAAGCACAUUGGUCAAGUGCAAGGAAUGGAUCCAGGGACCAGAGUUUCUGUGGAGGACAGAAGAGGAAUAGCCUCAAAUCCCCAUGGAGUCCCUCUCACUCUCUCAGGAUGAUCCAGAGGUGAAAAGGAGCACCACAAAGACAAAUAAAAUGAAAACCCAACAAACAAGCUACUGGAACACUUUUCUAGUUGGCACAAAUUAAAGAGAGCAGUGGCAUGGUAUUUAAAAUUAAAAGACAUUCUUCAGUCACUCUUCAGAGUGAAAAGAAAAGAAAUCAAGUCUAGUCAUGACACAAAGUCUCAAACAAGAGCCCAGAGCAAAAUGAUGUGUGACCACAUACAAGCUUUUAAGACUACACUUGGAAGACAGUCAAUAAGUUUGGAUGAUCUGUUGAAAGCAGAAAGGGCCAUCAUUGUGUUCUGCCAAAGACAGAGAUAUUCAGAUGAAAUGGCAAAGUUAGAGAAAACAUCCUCUACUGGAAAGGCCUUCAACAGACAAAGUAGCAUCUACAAGCUUGAUCCAGUGCUAGAGGAUGGAGUUUUACGAGUAGGAGGGAGAUUGAACAAGUCAGCAAUGCCUGAUGAGGCCAAGCGACCAAUGAUUCUGCCAAAGGAUCAUCACAUUUCCACUCUUGUGCUUCGUCAUAUACAUGAACACCUUGGGCACGGCGGCAGAAAUCACAUCCUCUCACAACUCCGGCAAAAGUACUGGAUUGUUAAUGCCAACUCCGCUACUCGUAGGGUAAUAUCCAGAUGUGUUGUGUGCAGACGCAUAAGAGGCAAGAUGGGGGAGCAAAAGAUGGCAGAUCUUCCCAAGGAGAGACUAAGAGCUGAUCUUCCACCAUUCAGCAAUGUUGGACUAGACUACUUUGAGCCUUUUGACGUAAAAAGAGGAAGAAGUCACGUGAAAAGAGGAUGAAAAAGACCUUGAGGCGCUGACUCCGAACCACAUUCUCCUUUUAAAGACUCAUCCUGCUUUCCCACCUGGAUUGUUCCAGAAAUCUGACUUGUACAUUAAACGACGUUGGA
Anguilla anguilla (European eel) is the source of this 2332-nucleotide messenger RNA. RefSeq lists its product as uncharacterized. The record is from RefSeq and is a predicted model, not a curated record. Lineage: Eukaryota; Metazoa; Chordata; Actinopteri; Anguilliformes; Anguillidae. The transcript has 2 exons. Bases 130 to 1374 code for a protein of 414 amino acids.